Cucurbita maxima (winter squash) is the source of this 841-nucleotide messenger RNA. RefSeq names its product AP-2 complex subunit sigma. NCBI's taxonomy places the organism in Eukaryota, Viridiplantae, Streptophyta, Magnoliopsida, Cucurbitales, Cucurbitaceae. Gene Ontology annotation, molecular function: clathrin-cargo adaptor activity. Gene Ontology annotation, biological process: clathrin-dependent endocytosis; protein transport. The coding region runs from base 166 to 594 and encodes 142 amino acids. The transcript has 6 exons. Gene Ontology annotation, cellular component: AP-2 adaptor complex; intracellular membrane-bounded organelle. The record is from RefSeq and is a predicted model, not a curated record.
GUAAUCAACGCAACUUUUUGCACAGAAUUCGGCCUCCGACAAUCAACGCAACUCUGUGCACCAAAAUUCGUCCUCCGAUAAUCAACGCAACUUUGUGCACCAAAAUUCGGCCUCCGACAAUCAAUUGGAGUUGGAUUCGUCGAUCUUCCUUCGUCAUUUUCAAGAAUGAUCCGAUUCAUACUUUUGCAAAAUAGGCAGGGCAAGACCCGUCUGGCUAAGUAUUACGUUCCGCUCGAGGAAUCCGAAAAGCACAAGGUCGAGUACGAGGUUCAUCGAUUGGUGGUUAAUAGAGAUCCCAAGUUCACAAAUUUCGUUGAGUUCCGAACACACAAGGUCAUCUACAGACGAUAUGCAGGAUUAUUUUUCUCCCUUUGUGUGGACAUAACAGACAACGAGUUGGCCUAUCUUGAGUGUAUUCAUUUGUUUGUGGAGAUUCUGGAUCAUUUCUUCAGCAAUGUGUGUGAGCUCGAUUUGGUUUUUAAUUUUCACAAGGUCUAUCUGAUACUUGAUGAAUUUAUUCUUGCUGGAGAACUCCAAGAAACGAGCAAAAAGGCGAUUAUUGAAAGAAUGGGGGAACUGGAAAAGCUGGAGUGAAGAUAGUACAUGUCAAAGAGCUAAGAUUGCAAUUUGUUUUCCGUGACAGAGUUGAUUGUGUUGCGAUUUCAGUUUUCUUUGUUUCCCCCGCAGUAUAUUUGUCCGUGUGGUCUUUGUUGUGACAGAUAGAACAAAGAAAAAAUUGAACAGAAUUUGAGUCCCUUGCAUCACCUUUGCAUAGUUUUUGAACAUUUCAGAACAUCAACCCUCUAUAAAUAGUGAAAUCUACAUUAUUCAUUCUUGUUGA